Messenger RNA from Oppiella nova, 1228 nucleotides. The record is from the annotation of a GenBank genome assembly. NCBI's taxonomy places the organism in Eukaryota, Metazoa, Arthropoda, Arachnida, Sarcoptiformes, Oppiidae.
AGCACUACUUGUGAGUUGACUUUAAUUUAUUUAAAAAAGUUUCAAUUCAUAAGAAUUUGGAUUAAUUAGACGAGAAAUGCCUCUGAAAGGUGUCAAAGUGAUAGAGAUGGUUGGCUUAGCUCCGGGACCUUUCUGUGGACAAGUAUUGUGCGAUUUCGGGGCUGAAGUGAUUCGCGUGGAUCGGGCUUUCGCCAAAGAGAUUGAAAACCUAAAGAGAGGCAAAAAACUAAUUCUUUUAGAUUUGAAGAAAAGUGAGGGGAAAGACGUGUUAAAGAGGUUAUGCAAGACAGCGGACGUACUCAUCGAGACGUUCAGACCGGGAGUGAUGGAGAGACUGGGUUUGGGUCCCGAAGUCUUAACGGCUGCCAACGAACGGCUCGUUUAUAUGCGGAUAUCAGGCUUCGGACAAACCGGGUAUUUGUCACAAAAAGCUGGACAUGACAUCAACUACUUGGCCAUCACUGGUAUUCUGUCAAAGUUAGGCAAACGCGACCUACCGGUGCCGCCCAUUAACGUAUUGGGUGACUAUGGGGGCGGAGGUUUGAUGGCAGCGCUCGGCGUAAUACUGGCGCUGUUUGAGAGGACUAAGUCAGGAAAAGGUCAAGUGAUUGACUGCAACCUGACUGAAGGCACGUCAUACCUGUGCUCCUGGCUCUGGGAGUCCACUGAAGACAAUUGGUUUAUGCGGGGCAUAGUGUGGCCCAGACGUGACCAACGCAUGAGUAAUAUGUUGGACGGCGGCGCCCCCUUCUACCGGUGCUAUAGGACUCAAGACAACAAGUUCAUGGCAGUGGCCGCUCAGGAGUGGAAGUUCUACCAGUUAUUGGUCGAGAUGUUAGGCCUUCCCAUUGAGGAGUGCGAUAGAAAUGAGACCGAAAAUUGGGACCAAUUGUCUGAAAAGUUUGCCAAAGUUUUCGCCACAAAAACACAGAAAGAGUGGACAGAAAUGUUUGAUAAAGUGGACGCCUGUGUGACCCCAGUGUUGGACUUCCAAGACGCCCACCACUACAGACAUAAUAUCGACCGAAACUCGUAUUUCCCGAACGGAAGGCCCAAACCGGCGCCCAUUCUGUCCCGAACUCCGGCCAAAGCCGUGGCCUAUGAUAACGAAGAGACCGAUUGUUUGCAUACAAAACAAAUACUUUUGAAAUACGGAUAUUCUGAAGGAGUUAUCAGACAAUUGAUUGCAGACAAAGUGAUUGAAGCCGAGACUCAUGUCUCAAAACUU